Messenger RNA from Aspergillus mulundensis, 966 nucleotides. RefSeq lists its product as uncharacterized. Lineage: Eukaryota; Fungi; Ascomycota; Eurotiomycetes; Eurotiales; Aspergillaceae. The transcript has 2 exons. The coding region runs from base 1 to 966 and encodes 321 amino acids. The record is from RefSeq and is a predicted model, not a curated record.
AUGUCAGCGCUGAACCUCCACCUCAAGCCAGACGGAGACGAUCCGCACGAAGUCCACGGAGACUUCACCAUCUGGAAAGCCUUCCAGGUCCUCAACGAAUACCUCGACCCCACAGCCGACGCCUCGCACUCGCUCGAUGAAGCCUUCGCGCUCCUCUACGCCAUGCUCCCCAAGAAGACCAUAAAAUCGUCACACGCAGAGGACGGCAUGUUCGUGCUUAUCUGGGACAUCGCAGAGCAAAUCCCCUACUCGCACCCGGCUCAGGAAAAGCUCCUAGCGCUGUACCAACGCCUUGCGGAAUCCGACAAGAUCGUUCAUCCCGAGGAUCCAACCGAGACCCUUGAGGGGACGCAGGAAUUUGCGCACAGCAGCACCCUGCUCUGGGCCUUCGAGGACAAAUCCGAAGCCCAAGGCGUCGUCAACGCCUGCGCCUUCUACGCGCGCCUCGAAGCAGCCGGCCUGACCAGCCUCGCGAUUAGCAGAAUCUACGCGUUCCAGGACUACCUCGAGAACAAGCCGCUGGCAAAGGAUGUCGAGUUCCCGCAGGAUGCGAACUACACGAUCGCCGUGUGUGCGAUGUGGGUCCUGUACGACGGCGACGCGUUCUUCAGACUUCUGACGGCGCCGGAUAAUCGCGAGGCUCUUGAGAGAUUGAGGGCCGGCACUCGGGCCCUUGUUAAGCUGGAGGACUGGGACAAGUGGCAGCGGGCUUUUGCGCUUCGGGCGGAGACAGCUGUUUUUAGUGAGGAGGCGAGGGACUUGGCGAGGAGGGCUGCGGAGCAUAUGGCGGCGCUUGCGAGCGAGUAUCAGAAGGGUGGAGGGUUGGAGAGUGCGAGCGGUAGUGCGGCGGUUGCGAGCGAGGAUCAGAAGGGCGAAGGGUCGGACGUUGCGAGUACUAGUCGGGAUGCUAGAGUGAUGAAGGGUGCGAGUAGAGUGCUAAAGUGGCUUAGGGCUAAACGCACAUGA